GACUCGGAGAAGGCCACCUAUAAUAGAUGGCGGUGAUGAGACCUUAUGGUAUAGAAUAGAACGUGCGUCGGUGUCAGUACAAUUACGGCUGUCUUUAGACAUUACACGGAAGGCGUUUUGACGUUUUCGAUUACAUCGUACAGCCAAAAUACGUUCUUUCGCACGAGGAGUAAAGAGAGUCGCGAUGGCGCCGAUUGCGGAACAGAAAUACACAUAUGACCUCUUGGUCAUUGGUGGAGGAUCCGGUGGCCUGGCAGCAGCUAAAGAAGCGGUGGGACUAAAUGCAAAAGUGGCAGUUUUGGAUUACGUGACUCCCUCUCCUCUUGGGACCACUUGGGGCUUAGGUGGUACUUGUGUCAAUGUAGGAUGUAUACCCAAAAAAUUAAUGCAUCAAGCCGCAUUGCUCGGUGAAGCUGUUCAUGAGGCGGCCACAUUUGGUUGGCAGUUACCUGAUCCUAAGACUGUGAAAAUCAACUGGGAAGCCUUGAAGACUGCUGUACAAAAUCAUGUUAAAUCUGUCAACUGGGUCACUCGUGUUGAGCUUAGAACUAAGAAAGUGGAUUAUUUCAACGCUCUUGGACAUUUCAUGGAUGCACACACGGUAGUUGGAGUUACUAAAAAAGGAGAGGAGAAAGUUUUUACAGCUAAAAACAUAUUAAUCGCGGUGGGUGGUAGACCUAGAUAUCCCGAUAUUCCAGGUGCUCUAGAGUAUGGCAUAAGUAGUGAUGAUAUCUUCAGUUUAGAACGUGCUCCAGGCAAGACUCUUGUUGUCGGAGCUGGAUAUAUUGGCUUAGAGUGUGCUGGUUUUCUUAAUGGCUUAGGCUAUGACACGACAAUAAUGGUCCGAUCGAUCGUGUUGCGUGGAUUUGAUCAACAAAUGGCAAACCUCGUUGCCGAAGAAAUGGAACAACGCGGUGUACAUUUCAUCUAUCAAGCAAAGCCUAAGAAAGUUGCGAAGCAAGAGGAUGGCCGCCUUCUUGUUGACUGGGUCGACAAGGAUGGUCAAAUUCAUCAAGAUGUGUAUGAUACCGUUCUAUUUGCUAUUGGCCGACGGGCGCUUACAGAGGAGUUAAAACCGGAGAAUGCCGGGUUGAAACUUGUUCCAGAAACUAACAAAAUUGAAGCAAUUAAUGAACAAACGAAUGUUCCCAACAUUUACGCAGUUGGUGAUGUACUUCAUAAAAGACCCGAAUUAACACCGGUCGCUAUACAUGCAGGCAAAUUACUUGCGAGAAGACUGUUCGAUAACUCUACUGAGCAAAUGGAUUACACAAAUGUAGCAACGACAGUAUUCAGUCCUUUAGAAUACGGAUGCGUUGGAUUGAGCGAAGAAGCGGCGAUAGGACUUCACGGAGAGGAAGAGAUAGAGAUUUAUCAUGCGUACUACAAACCAACGGAAUUUUUCGUUCCCCAGAAGGACGUCGAUCGUUGUUAUGUGAAGGUUGUCGCAUUCAGAAGCGGUGAUCAGAGGGUGCUUGGUAUACACUUUGUUGGACCAAACGCGGGCGAAGUGAUUCAAGGAUUUGCUGCUGCUAUUAAAUGUGGCUUAACAAUUCCGAAAUUGAAGGCCACUGUGGGAAUUCAUCCAACAGUAGCAGAGGAAUUUACACGUAUAUCCGUCACUAAACGUUCAGGCCUGGAUCCUAAGCCCCAAAGCUGCUGCAGUUAAUUUUUUCUUAAAUUAAUGUAUAUAGUACAUAAUGUGUUAUUAUUCAACAUAUAGAUUAUCUAUUACUAGAAGAUAAUGUUUUUUUUUUCUAAUAUCAGUCGAGAUGAUAAUCCUUUUCAAUUGAAAUGGUAUUUUAGUCUGUAAUAUACACAAUGCUGAAAUAUCGUGAUAUCGCGUAAAAUAAGCAACGCGAAAGAAUAAAAUCUAGAAAUGAUAAUUGUAAUAUCGCGUUUUGAUCAACAAUGAUCUUUUAUAUAUAUUAUUUUUUCAAGAAACAAAGCGCCUUUACGACAUACGCAUCAAUGAUAUAAGAAAUUAUUUUAAACAGGAAAAGGAAAUAAAUAUGUUAAU
Molecule: messenger RNA, 2020 nt
Organism: Camponotus floridanus (Florida carpenter ant)
Lineage: Eukaryota; Metazoa; Arthropoda; Insecta; Hymenoptera; Formicidae
Gene: Trxr1
Product: thioredoxin reductase 1, mitochondrial
Exons: 8
Coding region: 185-1669 (494 amino acids)
Biological process (GO): cell redox homeostasis; cellular response to oxidative stress; glutathione metabolic process
Cellular component (GO): cytosol; mitochondrion
Molecular function (GO): glutathione-disulfide reductase (NADPH) activity; flavin adenine dinucleotide binding; thioredoxin-disulfide reductase (NADPH) activity
Source: RefSeq, a predicted model, not a curated record